AUGGAGGAGCAAAGACUUGGAAGCUCGAACAGCCCACUUCGAGGUGUCUUAGCAGAUCUUAAAGGAAGAGCCUUGUGUUACAAGCAAGAUUGGGUCUCUGGUCUCCGUUCUGGCUUCGGGAUUCUAGCACCAACGACAUACAUUUUCUUUGCCUCUGCACUUCCGGUUAUCGCCUUUGGUGAACAACUUAGCCGCGACACAGAGGGAACGUUGAGCACAGUAGAAACGUUAGCAUCAACAGCGUUAUGUGGAGUGAUACACUCAAUCCUGGGAGGACAGCCGUUGUUGAUACUUGGAGUUGCAGAACCAACUGUCUUAAUGUAUGUUUACUUGUACAACUUCGCUAUAGGAAGACCAGAAUUAGGCAAACAACUCUACUUAGCUUGGGCUGCUUGGGUUUGCGUGUGGACGGCUCUGUUACUGUUCCUAAUGGCGAUCUUCAACGCGGCUGAUAUCAUUAACCGGUUCACGAGGAUUGCCGGUGAGCUGUUCGGUAUGCUGAUCUCUGUUCUGUUCAUCCAACAAGCCAUUAAGGGAAUGGUGAGUGAGUUUGGGAUGCCAAAAGAUGAGGACUCAAAGCUUGAAAAGUAUCAGUUUCAGUGGCUUUACACAAACGGACUUCUUGGUCUCAUUUUCACAUUUGGCCUUCUCUUCACCGCUUUGAGGAGCAGGAAAGCAAGGUCUUGGCGAUACGGAACUGGAUGGUACAGAAGCUUCAUCGCAGACUAUGGAGUUCCUUUGAUGGUUGUGGUUUGGACAGCACUGUCUCUAACUACGCCGUCAAAACUCCCCUCUGGUGUCCCUAGAAGACUCUUUAGUCCACUUCCAUGGGACUCUGCUUCUUUAACUCAUUGGACUGUCAUCAAGGACAUGGGAAAAGUCUCUCCUGGCUACAUCUUUGCGGCGUUUGUACCUGCAGUGAUGAUUGCAGGGCUCUACUUCUUUGACCACAGCGUUGCCUCGCAACUCGCUCAGCAGAAGGAGUUCAACCUCAAGUACCCUUCUGCUUAUCACUACGACAUUCUCUUGCUGGGAUUCAUGACGUUGAUCUGUGGAUUGCUUGGUCUUCCUCCUUCUAACGGAGUCCUUCCUCAGUCUCCUAUGCACACCAAAAGCCUCGCUGUUCUCAAACGACAGUUGAUCAGGAGGAAGAUGGUGAAGACAGCCAAAGAAAGCAUCAGCAAGAGAGAACCUCCUUCCCAAGUGUUCCAAAACAUGCAACAAGUCUUCAUAGAAAUAGACAAAAGCCCACUUGCUCAGACAAACACAGCAGUGAUGACUGAGCUGAAAGAUCUGAAAGAAGCAGUGAUGAAGAGCAAUGACGAGGAAGGAGAGAGAGACAUGGAGAAUGAUUUCGAUCCAGAGAAGCACAUUGAUGCUUACUUGCCUGUUCGAGUCAACGAGCAGAGAGUGAGCAACCUGUUGCAGUCACUGCUAGUGGCAGGUGCUGUGUUAGCUAUGCCUGCCAUUAAACUCAUACCUACGUCAAUUCUUUGGGGAUACUUCGCUUACAUGGCCAUCGAUAGCCUCCCUGGAAACCAAUUCUUCGAACGUAUAAUGCUUCUCUUCGUCUUACCAAACCGGAGAUUCAAGGUCUUGGAGGGAGCGCACGCGUCGUUCGUGGAGAAUGUUCCUUAUAAGACAGUGGCUGCGUUCACACUCUUGCAGAUAUUAUACUUUGGACUGUGUUACGGAGUGACGUGGAUUCCGAUAGCCGGAAUUAUGUUUCCGGUUCCUUUCUUCCUGUUGAUAGCCAUCAGACAGUACAUUCUCCCAAAGCUCUUUAAACCGGCUCAUCUCCAAGAACUCGAUGCGGCUGAGUACGACGAAAUCCCCGGUACUCCUGGAAACCCGCUCGAACCGUCUUUCCGGUUGACUGAGUCGACGAAAGGCGUCCAAGACCAAGAGUACGAUGCUGAGAUAUUAGACGAGCUAACGACGAGCAGAGGCGAGCUUAAGGUCCGUACGGUCAGUCUUAACGCAGACAAAGGCAACCAGAUUUAUCCAAAGGAAACACAAGAAGAAUCACAAGAUUGUUCUUUCAAGUGA
Messenger RNA from Microthlaspi erraticum, 2049 nucleotides. NCBI's taxonomy places the organism in Eukaryota, Viridiplantae, Streptophyta, Magnoliopsida, Brassicales, Brassicaceae. The record is from the annotation of a GenBank genome assembly.